AUGGAAUACACCUAUGGACUCAUGGCACUCCGGGCGCGCAGUAUUCAUACAUCCGAGCGCAACAUCGACCCCAAAAAACGCGUGAUCAUUGCGCUUGCAGGUCCUCCCGGCAGUGGCAAGUCGACUGCAGCACAAGAGGUAGUCAAACUGCUCAACCGAGAUCAGUGGGCGCCAUGGGCCCAAGUGCUUCCGAUGGAUGGCUUCCACUAUCCACAAAGCACUCUCGAUCAGCUUCCCAACAGUGCUGAGGCAUACGCACGCAGGGGCGCUGACUGGACGUUCGACUCAACGAAACUCAUGGACUUUGUUCAGGAUCUGAGAGAAUCUAGAACUGACUGCCUGGCGAUCAUGCGAGCCCCUGGAUUUGACCAUGCGAGAAAAGAUCCCACGCCAGGUGCAAUCGAGAUUGGGCCAAGCACUUCGCUCGUGAUCCUGGAAGGUAGCUGGCUUCUUCUUGACGAAGCGCCUUGGAACAAGAUUUCAUCGCUUGUGGAUGAUACCUGGUUCAUCGACAUUGAUCCGCAAGUGGCUAGGAUGAGGGUCGCGCAUAGACAUAUGGUUGCCGGCAUUGAGCAAGACUUGCCGCGAGCACUGGCUCGGGCUGAUACGAACGACCUGUUGAAUGGUGCCAAAAUCCGGUCGCUGCUCGUGCCACCAAAAUUCAAGAUUUGGAGCAUCGAAGGCAAGAAUUAUCUUUCUCGAGUAUCGUUGCAUCAACCAUCUUCGUCAAUGACAAUCGAUCAGUUUACAUCCAAACCAUCGACACAACUCCUAUCAGAGCUAUCGACCUAA
Molecule: messenger RNA, 792 nt
Organism: Aureobasidium musti
Lineage: Eukaryota; Fungi; Ascomycota; Dothideomycetes; Dothideales; Saccotheciaceae
Source: the annotation of a GenBank genome assembly